Molecule: messenger RNA, 1955 nt
Organism: Grammomys surdaster
Lineage: Eukaryota; Metazoa; Chordata; Mammalia; Rodentia; Muridae
Product: sphingolipid delta(4)-desaturase DES1-like
Exons: 3
Coding region: 76-1095 (339 amino acids)
Biological process (GO): ceramide biosynthetic process
Cellular component (GO): membrane
Molecular function (GO): sphingolipid delta-4 desaturase activity
Source: RefSeq, a predicted model, not a curated record
ACAGCUGCCAUUGAUACUGUCACCUUCACAGAGUUGCACCUGGAGCAGAUCCUAGGGCAGGUGUGCACAGCAGCCAUGAGGAAAGACGCAUCCCUGGAAGAUUCUGAGUGGGUCUACACUGAUCGGUGGCACAGUGACCGACGUCGGGAGAUAUUGGCAAAGUAUCCAGAGAUAAAAUCCUUGAUGAAACCUGACCCUAACCUGAUCUGGAUCAUAACCAUGAUGCUUCUUGUCCAGUUGGCUUCAUUUUACUUAGUCAAAGACUUACAGUGGAAAUGGGUCAUAUUUUGUGCCUACGUGUUUGGUGGCUCUAUCAACUACUCACUAGUUAUAGGUUCUCAUGAGAUUUCCCACAAUUUCCCCUUUGGCCACCACAGGGCUCUGUGGAACCGCUGGUUUGGAAUAUUUGCUAACCUCCCUAUUGGGGUUCCAUUUUCUAUUUCCCUUAAGAGAUACCACAUGGAUCAUCAUCGAUACCUUGGAGCUGAUGGUAUCGAUAUGGGUAUUCCUCAUGAUCUUGAGGGCUGGUUUUUCUGCACCACUUUCAGGAAGCUUGUCUGGAUUGCUUUCCAACCUCUCUUUAUUAUUUUUCGACCUCUACUUAUCAACCCCAAACCAAUUUCUUAUCUGGAAAUCAUCAAUGCUGUUGUUCAGAUCACUUUUGACAUUAUGGUUUACUAUGUGUUGGGAAUUAAAUCUUUAGUCUAUAUGCUGGCAGCCUUUGUGCUUGGUCUGGGUUUGCACCCAAUUUCUGGCAGUCUUAUAGGGGACCAUUUCAUGUCCUUAAAGGAACAAAAAACAUACUCCUAUUAUGGGCCUCUGAACUUACUCACCUUCAAUGUGGGCUAUCAUAAUGAACACCACGACUUCCCGAACAUUCCUGGAAAAGAUCUGCCCUUGGUGAAGAAAAUGGCAGGUGAAUACUAUGACAAACUCCCCCAUCACAUCUCUUGGGUCAAAGUAUUGUAUGACUUUGUGACGGAUAACACAAUUAGUCCCUAUUCACGGAUGAAGAGGCUUCCAAAGAAGGAAAUAGCUUUUAGAGCAAACACUGUCAGAGCCAAAGAAAAAUCUGCAAAGAUGUUUAAUUGCUGAUAAUGUGGAUUUUUUCCUUGUUAAAAUUAAGAGCUGUCAGAAGCCAUUUAAGAAAGGUUAUGGCAAUUGAGUUUUCUGGUGAUGACCCACUGUUUUUCAUGGCUGUAAUGGGUGCACUCUGAGAUGCAGGGUCCUCAGAAACUUCAUCCCAGGGUUGCUUCUUGCUACCAAUAUGCUCUUCCUGCUACUCUUACCUAGCUGGGCAUCUGCCAACCGUAUUGGGCAGCUCUCCUGCAGAAUCAAUAUGAAGAUGGUACUUUCAUGUAGUUACGUUGUGUAGAUGAGCUGGUGACUUCAUAUUCCUGUUUAUAGAACUCCUAAGGUGAUACAAGUAGUCUCAACCCCCAUAGAACAAAGCUGCAAAUAGAGCUCUGUAAACCUUCAUGUGUCACAGGCUAAUUGCAUUAGAGAAAGAAAAACAGGCUUGGAAUAAAUUCCUUCUAGGUUAAGAAUGAGGCCACUAUCUCGUAACCAAAGGUCAUAAACUGGGAAUGGGAAAUGUAUUGUAGGUGCAAGGACAAAGCACAAAUAAUGGACUGGUAUACACAAGACUUCAAAAUAAUAAAACACAAGGCAGAUGAUUUGUGUCUUGACAAACACUGUGCUAACUUAUGACAUAAGAAUUAUUGCUACAAACUUUUAAUGAAUGUAUGGAUCUAGUAACUGAUAAUGAAGAUUUAGUCAGGUGCUAGCCCAAUGGAAAGACAUAUAAAGAAUUCUGUUGUAAUUCCUUAAGCCUUAUUGAUCUGUGAACUUAUGGAAUGUAAAAAAUGCUUAGAAAACCAUGUGAUCAAUUAUCCUGAGAAAGUAUAAAAACUAAGAACAACAAUAAAAUGGCAGUGCAGCCUACUUCAGCUUCA